GAAGAUGCGUCCAACUCUCGAGAGUUCGCUCUUGUUGAGGGCCUGGCAUGUGGAUUUGGUCGAAAUGUACUGGUACAAGCCAUGCCCUUUGCCCUGAUGAUACGUCUCUCUGGGCAUGUAAUCAUCAAAGUUUCCCCUGCGCUUUCGGUUUGAAUGCGUUCAAGGAAGGAGGGCCUGGAACGCUACAAAGCCAAGGGGCAUGCAUCUCCAUGAUUCAUGCUUAAUGGGCGAUCAUGAGGGACUCGCAGAUCUCAAUGUUCAUGCCGAGUUGUAUGGCAACCUCUCGGCAAUUACGAGCCUUUGACACCCUUUCGACAGGAAAGAAAGUCUGGCUGUACCACAAGACAUAUACACAGGGCAGUUCCUGUUUUGGGGGAGUAUUCCGCUGCCCCCGUGUCGGAGGGUGAAGCCGAAGCAUAUCCAGGGUGGAGAAUGAUAGACGCCGCCAUGUGCAGAUAGUUGAGGACCAUGCACCCAAGGUCGCCAUUCCUUGCGACAUGAUCCUUCGUUACUCAACAUACACACUCCCUACUAAGGUUCUGAUACGCAACUGCCGGCCUUUCCAGGUGUAUAACAAGUUUGAGUUGUUGACGGCAGAGCAGGUUGACCGUGGCGCUUAAAAUUUAUGAGGUUGAGUUUGCGGACCUGAAACAGGCCUACUUUAGGUGCACAUCCCGGAUUUCCGGCACUCGCUACUCUGCACCUUUAAAUGGGCGUCUAGUCAAUUCGAUACCAAGAACUGGUUGAAAACAACAACGGACAUUUCACUUGCCAGCCAUGGCAGUACU
This is a messenger RNA of Laccaria bicolor S238N-H82, 788 nucleotides long. RefSeq lists its product as uncharacterized. NCBI's taxonomy places the organism in Eukaryota, Fungi, Basidiomycota, Agaricomycetes, Agaricales, Hydnangiaceae. The record is from RefSeq and is a predicted model, not a curated record. The transcript has 2 exons. The coding region runs from base 48 to 224 and encodes 58 amino acids.